GCGCCUGCAACAUGGCAGCGGCAGCGCAGGGCCGCGCGGAGACCAUGCUGCGAGUUCCCGGGCCCCGCCCCCCGCCGGGCGCCUGCCUCCUCCUGCCGCUGCUCCUCUGCGCCAAUGCGCUGGCCGCCGCACGGCCGCCGGGCAGCAACGAGAGACCCAUCAUUGGGAUAUUGGCACAGGAGUGUGACUUUACAGGUUUCCAUAGAUUUGGAAGUUCCUACAUUGCUGCUUCAUAUGUGAAGUUCUUAGAAUCUGCAGGCGCACGAGUUGUGCCAAUAAGACUCAAUCGUACAGAAGAAGAGUAUGAUCAGAUUUUCCAAUCUAUUAAUGGGGUACUUUUCCCAGGAGGUGGCGUUGAUCUUAAGACCUCAGAAUACUCUAGAGUUGCUAAGAUGUUUUACAACAAAGCACUACAGGCCAAUGAUAAAGGAGAUUAUUUUCCUGUAUGGGGAACAUGUCUGGGAUAUGAAGAGCUUACAUACCUCACCAGUGAGGAGGUUUUACUAACUUGGACUGAUACUGAAGAUUUUGCAUUCCCACUGAACUUUACUACAGCUGUGAAAAGCAGUAGGAUGUUCAAGAAUUUUCCAGAUGACUUGUUGCAGAAACUUGCCACUGAACCUUUGACAGCACACUUUCAUCACUGGAGUCUCUCCAUGAAGAAUUUCACAAAUAAUGAGAAGCUACGAAAUUUCUAUAAGGUUCUAACAACUAAUACCCAUGCAGAUGUAGAGUUUAUAUCAACAAUGGAAGCACAUAAAUACCCAAUUUAUGGUGUCCAGUGGCAUCCAGAGAAAAAUCCUUUUGAAUGGAAGAUCUCAGCAGGCAUAUCACGUUCCCCAUCAGCUAUGAAAGUUGCACAUUACACAGCUGACUUCUUGGUGAAUGAAGCCCGGAAGAGCCUGCACUAUUUUCCUAAUAAGGAUGAAGAGACCAAAGCAUUGAUUUACAAUUAUAUCCCUGUUUUUACUGCUGAAUUUUCUUCAUUUGAGCAAGUUUAUUUUUUUGAUUAAAAAUUGAUCCCAUGAUACAGGAAAUAGUUAUUUGCUAUAAAUUUCAUAGUUAAACUCUUAUUGUGCAUUGCAAGUGGCAGAAAACCUAAACAUUUUCGCUACCUUACAGUGAUUUAUACUAUAUUGCCUCUGUAGAAUUGGCCCAUUAAUCUGAUAAAUUUCCAUUCAAUUACAUUAUAAUGGUCCUGUAUUUUUUUUUCAGUAUACCUGAUAUAAAGAAAUACAUUUUACUUCCAAAGGCUACAUCUUGAUUGCACUUACACAUUUGAAAAGAAUCAGGUUUAUUAAAAGAAAUUGAGCAAUGCUCCUGUCAUAUAGUUGAAAGAAAUGAGUUUACUUGUGCAAAAUGUGGGCUCUGGAAUAAUAAUUGGGUGGCGUCAAGUCUUCUAGUAUAAUUCUGUUCUCUUGGACAGAUUACAAUACAAUUAAAGGAUGAAAUAAUCUUUUGAUCUUGAGAUUGACAGAUGUAUGCUUGUAUAACCAAACUCUUGCAGAGAAAAUGAUUUGUCCAUAAAACACAACAGAAUAAGAGGGAAAUGUGAUUGCAAAUGGACAUAAAGAAGUCUAUGCAGUACCAUCUGUACCUUGUAGGAUUUACAUAGUGAAGGUGCAGUAUUUGGAAGGCACAGCUAAAACAUUGAUUCACCUCUUGCUUGUUCAGUUUUACUUAUUCCUUAAAAAUCUGUUCCAAAGUCCACUGAAGUCAGUGGAAAGAUUUUGGACAGGCCCUGAUAAUUUGCUUUUUGAAAAAAUAUUACUGUUUGGUGUUAUAAUGAUGCUAUAUGGCAUAGUUUUAUUUUUGCUGAGAUCUGUGAAAUCCUGGUCCUAUUUAAAUUAAAGAGUGUUUUGCUUUAGUUGAUACAGGAUUUCAUACCUUGUUUUUAAACAUUUUUGAUGUGAUACCUUUCAGGAAUGUCAUUAGGAAGGAGGCAAUCAGCAAAGUUAAAUGUCAGAAGACUAAUCUUUUACUACUGAUACAGUGUAAUUAUUAAGGAGUUGCUGUAUUUAAACUCUAUUUUUUCCUUUUGCUUUGCAACACAUUUACUUUAACUUAAGUGACUCUUCACAAAACUAGUGAACAAACUUUUCAGUAAUUGAGAUGUGUCAAAUGGGACAGAGAUGAAGCAAUAAGUUUCAUUUCCCUUUUCUUCCACAGGCCCACAUCUUCCACUAAAAUCAUUGAAAAUAUUGGGUAAUGUGAGGAAUUCAGCUUUUUAACCUCAUGUCUUCAGAAUUGAAAGUUAGUAACACACAGCAGUUACAGCACCAUGUCUGCAGUACAGGGCUGCAUUUCUCAGGAGAUUUCAAAGGCUAUAGUUUAACCCUUAACAAAAAUGACUGGAAAUGUAUUGUAUUAAUGUUCUAUUAAGCAAAAAUUGUGAUCUGUAAUUACUGUCAGGACUCAAGCCCAAUGCAUUCAUAAGUGUGGUGAAUUUUGGCUAUAAAACUCAGCAGCUGUAUUUCAAUUUCUUAGGUACUGUUCCAAUCAAACUGAGCAAAGCUUAAUUAGCCUGGGACGUUUUAGAUUCCUUUUCUGAGUGCUUAACUAUUCUACAGUGUAUUAUGCAUCUACUAGUAUUUGACAGUCCACACAGUCAGUCUCUGUGUCUACAUAUAGGCAUAGCAGCUACAUUGGUUACACACUAAUGAUCAAAUGCUGCAAUUCUUACUCCGAUAUCUCCAGGAGUUUUGCCUAGUAUUACUUGUCUACACCUAUAACGUAUGGUGACCUAGCUACAUUGAUCAGGGCUAUGAAAAAAAUUGCAUGUGCCAUGCGAUCUAGGUAAGUUGACCUUACCCUCAUUGUAGACACAUCUAGGGUCCAUAGAAGGAUUCUUCCAUGGACCUAGCUACUAUCUCUCAAGGGGGCGGAUUUACUGAAGCGACAGAAAAGCCCUUUCCAUUGUUGAAGCGAGUAGCUACACUACAGUGGCAGAGCUGUGCACAAUACCAUUUGUAUUGUACACAUUCCAAAGAGUGUGCCUUUUGCAGGGUUGGUCUCCAUUAUCUCGCUUGCCUGAAAGUAGAAUUUCUGUUAACUUUUUACUGGUAAUGAUUAGGGCCAAAUUGUGCAAAUGCAGAGGGUGGGGCAUGUGCAAUAGGAGAGAGAUCAGUGUGUUUGUUGAUGAGUUUGGAAGUUUAUUUCCUUGCUAUUUUGUUCUGCUAUAUAAAGAAGCACUUCACUGAACAAACUGUAUUAAUGAUUUCCUUAAAUACUUGAAAUAAAGUUUACACAAGCAAUUUU
Pelodiscus sinensis (Chinese soft-shelled turtle) is the source of this 3258-nucleotide messenger RNA. RefSeq names its product gamma-glutamyl hydrolase (gene GGH). Gene Ontology annotation, cellular component: vacuole. NCBI's taxonomy places the organism in Eukaryota, Metazoa, Chordata, Testudines, Trionychidae. Gene Ontology annotation, biological process: tetrahydrofolylpolyglutamate metabolic process. Gene Ontology annotation, molecular function: gamma-glutamyl-peptidase activity. The record is from RefSeq and is a predicted model, not a curated record.